CACACCAAAAAAAAAAUCCAUCAAUCUUAUUGCUCUCAUUCUUGUGUUGAUGUUGAUGUAAACCCUCUCAAAUGCUUGGGAGGGAAAGGGGAAAUUGCACUGAAAUAUUGGAUCUUUGGAUUAGAAAGUUUGGGAAAAAUAAAAGAAGCUCUCAUCUUUUGAGUUUUUUUGUUUUUUCCCUUGUUUUCAUACCUCUACUUUCAGGUGUUGUGAAAAUUUUCAAAGGGCAUUAUUUCCUUGGUUUAAAGUUUUUUGCCCUUUGGGUUCUUGUUAUUACCUCACAAGAACCUGACUAGUUUUAAGGUUUAUACUUUGAACUCCUUUCUGGGGUUUUUUUUUUAAAUUAGAUUAUUGUUAAUUCUAUUGUUCUGUCUCGUACUGUACAUACUACUUGAUCGUCAAGGUUGCAUUUUGGGGUUGAUACUGAAAAAAUUGAAUUGGUCGUUCAAAAAAGAAAGGCUCAUCAGGGGUAGGCUGAUAAUAGUACCAUGUCUGUUGCUGAUGUCGCUUUGAGCCCAAUUAGUGAAGAAUCAGUGAGGUCUAGUGGGUAUAUCAUCAACCGGUUGAAUCUUACCUCCGGUGAAUCUAUUGUGAUAUACCUCACUCUUGCUGGUUCUGUCAUUCCCAUGAAGGUUUUAGAAUCUGAUUCAAUUGGUUCAGUCAAACUUAGGAUCCAAAAAUGCAAAGGCUGUGUUGUGAAAAGGCAGAAGCUGGUUUUUGGUGGCAGAGAACUAGCAAGAAGUGAUUCUCUUGUUAAGGAUUACGGUAUAUCGAGUGGGAACGUCUUGCACUUAAUUGUGAAGCUCUCUGAUACUGUUCUGGUCACGGUUGGGACCAUCUGUGAGCGUGAAUAUGAAUUUCAUGUUGAUCGUCAUCGGAAUGUUGGGUAUCUCAAGCGUGUGAUUGCCAAGAAAGCAGAAGGAUUUACUAAUACUGAGGAUCAGGAAGUUCUCUACAAUGGUCAGAAGCUUGAGGAACAUAGACUGAUUGAUGAUGUAUGCAAGUUUUCUGAAGCUAUUCUUCACUUGGUAGUUGAAAAAUCUGCAAAAGUUCGGGCUAAGCCUAUUGAGAAAGAUGUUGAAUUCUCAAUUGUGGCUGCAAAUUGCAGUGAGAGGACACAUGAAGAAAAAGUGCAGGAAGAAAAGGAACAAACUACGGACUAUCAAGUGACAUCUUGGAAGCCACAGGACAAAAGCAGUUUGCUGGAACCAGUCAUUGUAAAUCCAAAGGUGAAAUUUCCCUUAUUUGUGCAGCAGAUGAUUGAUUCUGUAUUGGAAGGAUUGGAGAAUGGAAGACCACCUCUGCGAUCAUCUGAGGGUACAGGAGGAACUUACUUCAUGCAAGACGCAUCAGGAGAUAAAUCUGUUGCUGUUUUCAAGCCCAUAGAUGAAGAACCGAUGGCUGUAAAUAAUCCCCAUGGGCUACCUUUGUCAUUGAAUGGUGAAGGAUUGAAGAAAGGGACCAGAGUUGGAGAGGGAGCCUUAAGGGAAGUUGCAGCCUAUAUACUUGAUCACCCAAAGAAUGGGCCACGCUGCCUGUCAAAUUGGGAUGUUGGUUUUGCUGGUGUUCCCCCUACAGUAAUGGUUCAAUGCUCACACAAGGAAUUCUAUCAUCCAGAAGGGUAUGAGAAUCCGCAUAACUAUAUGAAGCUGGGAUCUCUGCAGAUGUUUAUGAGUAAUUCUGGGAGCUGCGAGGACAUGGGUCCUCGAGAUUUUCCUGUGGAGGAGGUUCACAAAAUCAGUGUCUUGGACAUAAGAACUGCAAAUGCAGAUAGGCAUGCUGGAAAUAUAUUGGUAACCAGAGAAGGGAAACAAGGGCGAAUCGAGCUUAUCCCAAUUGACCAUGGAUACUGCUUGCCUGAGAUUUUUGAAGAUUGCACAUUUGACUGGCUUUACUGGCCACAAGCCCGUGAACCUUUCUCGCCAGAGACCACUAGCUACAUAGACACUCUUGAUGCUGAGCUAGACAUCAGACUACUUAAAUUCUAUGGGUUGGAUCUAUCCCUGGAAUGUGCUCGAACAUUCCGCAUCUCCACCAUGCUUCUGAAGAAAGGGGCAGCCAGAGGGCUCACUCCCUUUGCCAUUGGAAGCAUGAUGUGCAGGGAAUCCUUAAACAAGAAAUCCAUGAUAGAAGAGAUCAUUCAUGAUGCUCAAGAAUCCAUGCUCCCCGGCAUGAGUGAAGCUGCAUUUCUUGAAAUGGUAUCUGACAUUAUGGAUAUUCAGCUUGACAAGCUCAUUGAAUCACCAUCAUAGGGUUUCUAGUGUAUAUGUAUAGAACGUCCAAUUAUAUAGGUGGACUGGAGUUGGUGCCUUUCUACAUUCUGUUUGAUUUUGGUGUCAGCUGAAUUGCUUCCAUAUUUACUCAGAGAAGCAGGACUAAAUUAAGAAUAAAGAGGUCGUUGUAAAACUAAUACUAUUAUAGUGGAGGAAAAGAGGAAAGUAAGAAAGAAGAACAACUAUUCUUUCAUACUCAAAUGAACUUUUCAAUUCUUCAGUUCUGUAUGACCCCUACCCCCUAUGUU
Coffea eugenioides is the source of this 2521-nucleotide messenger RNA. RefSeq names its product phosphatidylinositol 4-kinase gamma 4. Bases 489 to 2252 code for a protein of 587 amino acids. The record is from RefSeq and is a predicted model, not a curated record. Gene Ontology annotation, molecular function: protein binding. The transcript is spliced from 2 exons. NCBI's taxonomy places the organism in Eukaryota, Viridiplantae, Streptophyta, Magnoliopsida, Gentianales, Rubiaceae.